UUGAGACGAAAGAUAUUUAAUUAAAAAAAUAUUUACAAACUUUUAAAUUGAAUUCUUUUUGAAAAAUACUUAAAAAGAAGAAAAUUAUAAAUCUUCCAUCUCGGACUAUUUUUAUUCCUCUGAAACGACGCAAAAAUAAUUUUCUAAUAAUAAAUUUACACAAAGAUACAUAAUCAAAUAUCUACAUAAUUUUUCCAUAUCAAAGAAGUUAAAAAUAUUGUAAAAUUUUUGAAAUUUGUAAAGUUUAUUUGAAAUAAAUAAAAUAAAAUAUUUCAGUCGAAGGUGUAAACAUAUUCCGAACAUGACACCCUCGAGCGUUUGUCUACCCGGACCUUUUGAACCUCAACUAAUCGAAAUAACAACCUUGAAGUUCCUAUUGCUUUGUCGCGAGAAUUACGCUCGCCUCGAUGCCAAAGCACGAAAUGCAAUUCAAUCUUUUUCCCUGCCCUUUUUUUCUUCUCUUUUAAAAUAGUACGAAUGGUACGAAUUGAUGAAGGAUUCUUUCCCGAUUUUCUUAAAAGAGAGGCAUUGAGCCUGGUAUUCGGCCAUGAAGCACGUUCUCGAUAGUCAAUCCAAAUUUUUACGUGACCGCGUCGUAAACUUUUCACGUGCACGAAAGGCGCGGACAGGAACGCGAGAGACGUAACGGAUCAACGAGAUCGGCAACGGUACUUCGUGCCUGGUCUGCGCGUACUCGCAAGUCCUGCAUGCUAAUGGGACGUCAUCGUGGACGUCGUUAUGCGACUCUUUUCGUCCUCGAUGAUAUCCUUCGUUCCGGUGUGUCGCGCACGCGAUUUUUCCUGAGAUUAAUAUCUAAAUGAUGGGGGAGAGAGAGGGUUCUCGCAACUUCUGCAAUAGACAGCGAAUAUUUGUCAAUAGCGAGAGGAUGAUUCGAGAAGUUCCCGCAACGUCGUUGCUCCCUGAAGUGAUGUUGUCUUCUCUCCGCACGGAAACAAUAGCGAGCGGCUUUUCGCGAAGCGCAAUUUAAAAAUGGAAACGGUUUAAGAAAUAUCUAGUGGAUAUGUGCACAAAGCGAAAUGAAUUCUUGUGUUUCUGUGUACUGAAGACAAGAGCUUGGUAUUAAUAAUUUAGCUUUGGUGAAAUAAUUUUAAUUAAAUGUUUGUGUGCGGUUAAUAUAAUCAAAUAUUUAGUAAUAUUUAGUAAUCAUGUUAAUAGUGACCAAUCGAUUAUUAAACGCUUACUAAACAUUACUGAAUAUUUGAUUAUAUUAACUGAGUGUUUAAUUGAAACUAUUCACCAAGGCUUAGUAACUGUCACGUAGGAUUGAUUAUGUUAUCGGUGUAUUAGAAAGACUGGUCGACUCUCGUUCUCGACUCCCUGCGUAGAAAGAAAAAUAUCGCGAUGGCACAAUAUUCUUACGUAUUACUUGCUAAUAAUGGGCACGGGCUAGGCCAUCGUUGUUGCAAAUAAAGCCGAGACCGGAAGUGAGGCAAUUACUCAGCCGGUCGGGCAGCAGCUCCAGUCAAUUGUCCCGAUUGUAUUCCCGCGGUAGCCGCACUGUCGACGCUGAGGACAGGAAAAUGUACUCACUCGUUUCGUUUUGGUUUCUAACGAUCUUCCAACGUAAUCGCUCGUUAACAGCCGCGCGUCAUCGUGAAGCGAAUUUUUAGGGAGCGGCUAUCGAUUGACCGUAAUGAUGUUUUCUUUUGAAAAGAACGAUGUUCGGAAAAUUUAAAAAAAAAAUUUUUGAGUACAAGAGAGUUAAAAAUUCUGGACAAAUUGAUUUUACACGGUGAUGAUGUAACGGGACUUUCGCUGUCGCUGUCGCGGUGAGGCAACAAUGUCCGCACAAUGCAAUCGCUUCGUGCAAAACGCCUGGAAGAAGGAGCUCUGCUCGAACUGUUUCAAACCGAGGGAGGAACAUGCGCCGGCUGACGAUGUCUUGCGACUGAACGUCGAAAAGGCUUCCACGAAUCUGAAGAUUGAUCAUCUUCAAGUGCAGAGGCAUCACGUAUCAAUUGGAGAAUCAACCGAUCGAAUAACCUUGCAGAGUAUCCUCCGCGGCAAAACGAUUUGUCGGAAAGACCAACGGAAGAAAAACGUCGGUUUCCCCGAGUCUCUCACCGAGGUAAUCGGCUAUGGUGGCGACGACUUCUCCGACGGCGAGGAGGACAGGGACGGGGCUCAGGCCGAUUCCUCCGCGAAAGCGGAGGAUCUGGUGCCGGACAGCGAGGAGGAGCGCGCGUUAUUCGAUCUGACCCGCGCGAACACGAACUUCAAUACGGUCACCGCGAAUUUGAACGUCGCGAACGUCGAGAGCAACGGUUCGCACGACACGGCCAAGUCGUCGUCGUCGACGACGUCGCCCGGCAAGUCCUUCGCCUCGUUGAUGCUGGGUAGGAUACAGAGAGACGCCGAUGGCAGGAAAACGACUCUCUUGGUGUCCGUAACGCCCUUCGGCGGAGACGAGUCCGUACCCACCGCCAGAAGGCCGACCGAUCGAAAGAUCAACACGAGUAAUUUGCAAACCAGUCCGUUCAGAGUGAAACCCAGCGAUGGUGGAUCGCCGGAUAACACUGCCGAAGUCGCAAAGAAACUCAAUGGACUAGAGCGGAAGAAGGCCGAAGAGCAAGAACAAAAGUCGCCCUUGGAACUAGGGAAGAUCGUAGAUAUGCCGUUGAUCACCUCUUCCAAUAUGAUUUCCAUCAUGCGGAGGGAGAUCACGAUGGAUACUGCCAACGUAGACGCGAUGAAGACAGCGGAAACGGCGGCGCAGAAAUACUCGUCCGUCUGUAAAAUUGACAAGAGGAACGCCACAAACGUUCCUCUCAACACCGUUUCAGCGGCAAAGAAGACUGAAAUCGUGGAAACUUCGUCGAGGAUGCCCGCGCAAUCCGCGCCGAGUAACGACGCGGGAGAGAACGUGAAGCGGAUGGCGACAGGUAAAAGCGAGUGCACGAAGCAAGACGAAGGGAAGGAAGAGAGCGCCGAAGUCACCACGUUGACGUCGCUGAAGAACGAGGAAACGCCAGAGGGCGAUCGUUCGAUAAACGUCGGCGACAGGAGUGUCAACGGCGUCGGCAACGGCGAGGAAGUUCCGUCGUCGCAAGUGCGCGAGGUCGAGGGAGAAUGCGAGGGCGCGGAGCGGAAGAAAUUCUGCUUCGACAGCAGCCGCGAGCUCGCGGGCGAACCGGACGGCAAAGCGGACGAGGAGGAAGUGACGGAGCCGCCGGCGUUGCCCACGAGUCCGCCGCCGAUUAUAACCACGGAACCGAGGCCCUCUUUUCUCCAUGGUAACGUUAAUAUUGACUCGAAGGUGAAGCCCGUCGUACCGCAGAAACCGGCGACCUUUCCAGCAAAGGCGAGCCCGCACGAUGGCCUGCUCGCCCUGAGAAAAAUUCCGAAUGGCGAUUACGUAUUACCACCUCCGUCGGUCCAGACCGUCGCUAGUAGACCCGUGCAGAAUUUAGGUACGCAGGAUAUGAGCUCUCGAUGUUCAACGAAGAAGAACGUUACGAACGAGAUUUUAUCGGAGCCCGAUCAAGUCCCGUCAACCGUCACGGCUCAAAACUCGGAAUCUGGAGAGCAAGCAAAACCUCCAUCAAAAUCCGUUCUCCCGUCGUUCACUUCCGUAACCGCACCGCCAGUCUUGUCAAGAAAUUAUAUGAUGAGUAACGAAGAAAUAGACGAGAAUAUCGUGUUAGACGAGGAGUUUCCGGAAAUUAUUCCAGUUUCCAUCUCCACGAUGGAGCUCGUGCGUUCGCCGAACAAGAGAAGGAUGGCUCCACGACCGCCGGAGUCCGCGGAGGAACUCCUGCCAGUCUCCUCUCUGUUCGCCAGGAAUCCGGGAGCGAAUUUAAAGUCCGAUUCCCCGGUGGUUCGCGAGAAAGAGAAGCGAGAAAGAUCAUCGUCGUGUAGUCCGAAGUUCCGCAAGGCGGUCUGCGAUCUGCCGGAUCCGACGAACGAGAGCGCCAAGCAGCCGGUCGAGUGCGUGGCUAGGAGAACGAUAUCUCUGUCGCAGGACAGCCUGACGACGGAGAAGGAGGUGCGGGAGGAAAAGAAGAGGGGCAGGAACCGAAAAGGUUUUUCCCUGAAGAGGUUUCUGAGAAUGGGCACGAGGAAGGACAUGGACGUGUUCGCCGGCCAAAUGUCGGGCGCGAAGACCGACGAGAUACCGUCGACGCCGCAACCGAAACCGCGAUUAGAAAUAAUCCAUCCGUUGGAGUUGGAUGGUGCCGCGGUCGAGGUCGUGGGGAAUGACAGGAUCACUGCCAGGAUGGGCGAGGACCAGACGGAUUUCUGCGGUAUCAAAAACGACGACACGAGGACGGCGCGGUUUCCUCCACCGAUCGCGGCGAGACCGGGGAAACCACCCCCGCCGCCGAGAAACCAAUCCCUCGAGGAUUGGUCGAGGCUGGACUCGGCGAACAAACCAGUCAGACCGCCGCCACCUCGCGCGGAGAUCAAAUUGAACGUCGCCUCUUCGAGAAACGACAAGACGUCGAAAGCCACUUGGAGGCCAACCGCCGCGACGACCUCGGAUUCAAUUUACGCGAAUCUGGCAGCGGAGGAUGUUACAGGUGAGGUGCGCAGUGCCCUGGCACCCUCGAAACCCCAAAGAACCGCCAGCCUGAGGGACCGAGCGAUCUCCCAACCCGUCCCGAAAAGGGCAUCGGCCGAGGAUCAGCACCGAGACUACAACGGGCUCACUGCUGCACGACCCACCUCCGACUCGCCGACAUCCAACGACAGUCACGUAUACGAGUGUCUCUCAAGUUCGCCCGAGUGCGAUUCGAAUCUCGAGCUGCGGCACGGAAGCGGAAACGGAUUCCGCGCCGCGUGCAAGAGAAAGUCCGACAGCAGCGCAAUGAUCGGGGAGUCGAAGGUCCAUCAUCAACCCUCGUUUGCGAGGUCGAUCUCGCUGCCGUAUUGCGGCAGCGAGACCGAGAGCGAGCUUUACGCGCCGUAUACUUUCUACACCGGCGACGAGGGCGCCGAGGAGGAUCAGGAUUGGAAAAACACGGACGACGAGCCCAGGAUGGGCCGCUUGAGGCAACGCCGGGGGCGCACCGUCGUUCAUCGAAGCCUCGAGGAUAAUUACGGCGCGGUGGUUGUGGCGAAUCACGAAGCGCUCGCCCAAUUUCUCGAGCAGGAAAAUCAAACCGUUCAAUUUCCGCCAAGUCUGCGCGCGCUUAAGAACGCGAAUCUUCUAUUGAAGCACUUUAAUGUCGACGCUCAGUCGUCAGUCUCCAUCGGCAGAAGAAUAUUUUGCCCGGCGACGUGGAAUGAUCAAAAUGUCACUCUUUGCAUAGCAUUCGAUUUAGCUAUGCCUAUGCCACAAAAAGAUUUUUAUUUGACUCCCGUAAUAGAAUUUGUAGACAAGGUGCCGAAAGAGAUAAUCGAGAAGGUCCAGCCGUCCGCGAAAGAAGAUGUCGAAGCGACAAUUUCGGUUCUCCCGUGUCUACACGUCACCACCAUACAAUCGUUCGGAGCGAUGUCGAGGGACAUAAACGGCGAGGGUGCGAGCAGAGAGGCGUCGUUCGUCCUUCUUCAACUGGUCAACGCUCUGAAGAGCCUUCAAGCACGCGGGAUCGAAGACGCCAGCAGAUCUCUGAGCGACGUUGUACUCUGCAGAGAGGACGUUUAUUAUCGGCUGUACCUCCUACCAGGAAGGUUAAACAUAGACCCGAGCGACGAGCCCGGCGAGGAACGGGUCUCCCUAUGCGAGUGCGCUUUAAUAGCGCUGCAACAGUUGCAUCUGACGAGCGAACUACCUCUGAUACAGGAUUUACUGAUACGCGAGAAAGCGGUCACCCUCUCGCAGGUAAAAUCUGUGCUGGAAUUUUCAUUGUGGGGCCCGGCCGACGUGCCACUCGGUGGUCCACGAGAAAGGGAAGUAGCGCUUCAGAGAUGGCUCGACCUCGAACGGGCGAACGUACUUCACGCUCUCAUCAAGACGAAGACAGCUCUGACCGUUAUAGACGAAUACCAAUUAUUAUUCUUGGUACGAACUACUGCUAAAAUUAUGAGUGAAGCAUCGGUGCUCCUUGACGAGCAGCGUAAGCGCUUGGCGCAAACAUGUUAAUAUGUUUUCCAUCGUACAUGACGAGAUGUGCAAAUUGUAAGUUUGCGCUAAGAGAAACUAAUAUUUAUCGAUAAACGGAAAAGAAAAGAUAUCCGAACGCAAAGGUAACUUGUAACUACUGUGCUAACAUAAUAGCUUUUCACUUAUCCAAUUAAUUUAUGUUCCUUGUUAUCGACGAUUUUUUUUUUUUUUUUUAAUAGACGUUACAUCAAAAUAAUUGUAUAAUUAACUUGUAUUCACUAACGUGAGAUUGAAUCGUACGAUUGCUGGUGUGAGAAAUUAUAUAUAUAUAUAUAUAUAUAUAUAUAUUUUAUAUAUAUGUAUACGCAGGAUAUGUUGGUAUACGUAUAAAUAAUCCCGGAAAAACAGCUCAAUGUUAUAAAUAUCUUGUACGUAAUGUAAUAUCUGAUGAUAAGAUAAAGGUAUUAGGAAUGUGCCAAUGCUCAAUCGAAAUGUGAUUUUGCGUUUGCGUUUGAUCCGUCGCGGAUCCGGAAGUUUAGAGGUAGCUGUUUCAUAUGUCGUCUUCAGCAAUGUGCGAUAGUAUUAUUUAUAAAUAUUUAUAAACAUUUUACACACGUACAUUUGUAUAGAAAUAAAUGUAAUAAUUGCAA
Messenger RNA from Solenopsis invicta (red fire ant), 6657 nucleotides. RefSeq lists its product as uncharacterized. The coding region runs from base 1802 to 6046 and encodes 1414 amino acids. The transcript is spliced from 13 exons. The record is from RefSeq and is a predicted model, not a curated record. NCBI's taxonomy places the organism in Eukaryota, Metazoa, Arthropoda, Insecta, Hymenoptera, Formicidae.